AUGGACGAGUACGAGGUGCCUCUGUGGAUGCUGAAGGCCUACCAAGCUCGCAAACACCGCCGAGUACAGGUGGUCGCAACGGUGGCGGCCAUUGCCUCGGUAAGGGGAACUCCCAGUGACAGCUUGCCGCGCAGGCGGCUGAACUGGGGGCUGCACAGGCAGACACUUCUGUUGGAGGGGCAGUUCGAGCAGUGCUACCGUAUGAGCGCUGCAUCUUUUGACAGGCUGCUGUCAUUUGUGAGACCUGGGCUGCUGCGCGACGAGAUCCAGUCCGAGCGGCGCACGGGCACGGACCCGAUCACGCCCGAAAACAUGCUGCAAAUGACUAUUUCCUGGCUGGCAGGGGGCAGCUUUCACACCACGCGCUGUCUGGCUGGCGUGUCUCCGUCGGGCUUUUACGAUGUGAUCACUGCUGUAAUGGACGCGCUGUGUGAGUGUGAGGAGCUACGAAUUCAUUCUCCGACCGAGUCCAGCAGCCGCAUCGAAGAGCUCGCGUCCGGGUUCACGAAGAUCAGCAAGGAUGGUAUCAUGACGGGCUGUGUGGGAUUAGAGCACCAAGCAGCCGAGAAGUACCCGACGUUGCUGCAUUUUUCUCGGGGCAUUACCAGAUGUACGGCUUGA
Molecule: messenger RNA, 621 nt
Organism: Phytophthora nicotianae INRA-310
Lineage: Eukaryota; Oomycota; Peronosporomycetes; Peronosporales; Peronosporaceae
Exons: 2
Coding region: 1-621 (206 amino acids)
Source: RefSeq, a predicted model, not a curated record